Molecule: messenger RNA, 2364 nt
Organism: Nilaparvata lugens (brown planthopper)
Lineage: Eukaryota; Metazoa; Arthropoda; Insecta; Hemiptera; Delphacidae
Product: protein amalgam
Exons: 12
Coding region: 213-1661 (482 amino acids)
Biological process (GO): cell adhesion; axon guidance
Cellular component (GO): plasma membrane
Molecular function (GO): protein binding
Source: RefSeq, a predicted model, not a curated record
GUUGUGGCAGUGAGCGUUCGGCUGCUGAUCACUAAGCGUCCCGACACUUCCGGAUCCUCCGUACGCGUCCGCGGCUCAGGAGACCUGUUGAUAGCGAUUGUCGGCCACCUUUUGUGAUCGUUGCGACAUCUCUCCGAAACGAACGCGAACCCUGAUGACUCAAUAAAUUUCGGACUAAAACAUUCGUCGAUAAUAAUUGAACAGCUGCUGCCAUGGCCUUGAAGAGCGGCUGGAUUGUUAUCCUGGUUGCCGUUCAUCUCUUCGUCUAUCAAGGAAAUGGGGCAAAGUCUCCCACGUUUUCAACACCCAGUUCCACAAUUCAAGCUGUGGUUGGAGAUACUGUACUUCUUCCGUGCAAAGUGGUUGAUUUGGGCAACUAUCUGGUAGCUUGGAAACGGGGCAUUGCCGUUUUGACAGCAGGCACCGUCAAAGUCAGCCCGGAUGAGAGACUGUUUCUGCUGGACAAUUACAACCUGCAACUGCGCGCUGUACAGGAGUCCGAUGCUGGGGACUAUGCCUGUCAAAUCGCCACCAUACAGCCAAUUGAGAUCACACACACGCUCCAAAUCCUCGUGCCUCCGCACAUUGAAGGAUUCUCACCAGAGGGCGUUCUUGAAGUGGAGAAAGGCAGUCGCAUGCAAGUGGACUGUGUGGCUGGUGGCCAUCCAGAGCCUUCGAUAUCCUGGUCAAAAAAUGGUAGAAAGAUGUCUUCGGACGCUCGACUUGAGCUGCACAACGCGCAAAAGCAGGAUGCUGGCAUGUACUUGUGCACAGCCAACAAUGGCGUCGGGAUACCCGCAUCGGCACAGCUUGAGCUCAACGUUCUCUAUGCACCUGACGUGAAUGUAUCGAGUAAUUGGAUACAUGCUGGUGAUGGGUCCAGUGCCAACCUAUCCUGUAUUGUCGAGUCAUAUCCUACAGCAAUUGUGACAUGGUACCGAGAAACAAAGCCGUUGACACCGACAGAGCGGUCGGAGACCAGAAGUACAGGCCACCAAUAUUGGCUGAUGCUGCAUCACGUCAGAUCAUCCGACUUCGGACUCUACACAUGUGUAGCCGAAAACCGCAUGGGCAAAGCCAAGGGGACUAUCGAGCUAUCAGGCAAGCCGCACAGAGUGGUAUUCACGUCGCAGCCGGAGAGCCGCUUCAAGGAUCGCUACACGAUAGCGUGGACUGUGCACAGCCUCUCUCCGGUCGAGGAGUUCAAGCUGCUCUAUCGGCGCUCGAGUCGAUCUCUCUCCUCUCCUCACUCAACCGCUAGGUACUUCCGCAGGUUUGACGGCAGCAACAACACAGUGGCAGGUGACAUGACGGUGGAUAACUGGAGCGAGGUGGCGCUGCGAGCGUCCAUGAGCUGGGAACGCGACGCCAAGCAGGAGACCUCGUUCGAGCUGAAGGGACUCGAGCCGUCGGCCACCUACGAGGCACUCGUGCAGGCUCGCAACAAGUUCGGAUGGAGCCAGAUAUCGGACACCUUUCACUUUGUCACUCGCGCUUAUGAUCCAUUAGAGCCAUCAGAACCAAACUUCCAUUCAGAGCCUGAAGUGAGAGGGAUUGGCGUGAGAGCACUGAGUUCGACCUCCUCCAAACUGGUGCUGGUCAGUGCCGGAUUACCUUUGAUCACUCUGCUAUCAUUCACCGGAGUCUUCUAUGGAACGUAGAAUGAGAAAGCUGCCGUUUACUGAGCAACUGAAGAGGCAAUUCUGAGAAAAAAGAGCUUUCAUGGGUCCAGACGUAAUUGAAAAUGGAGAUUUUAAAACGUCUUCACUACUUCUCUCCUCACUCUCACUCUUCUCGUCGUAAAACCAACUCGUUUACUCUAUCUCUUUCUAACUGUGAGUGUAAUUGUGUCCAACAAUAAUUAAUGUUAUUCUAUGUGAUGAGUUGUACUGAAUGGAGUAAUUGAUUGUGUGUUGUGAAACAACACUAAGUUUGAAGUUACCAAACUGUUUUUAUUUUCUGCAAAAGUAUUAACUGUUAGAAUUUUGGAAGAUAUGUGUGGAGUGGAGCAUAUUUUUGAGAAUAAAAAUUUGUGUGAGAGAGUGAUUGUAUGUACUAUGAAUGUAUGUGACGUAGCAAAUGCUUACUUAGAUAAUUAUUGUUGAAGUUUUAUGUGUGUCGAUUGAAUUCCCUGUGUAAAUAUGACAAUGUUCACUUGUUUCCCGACCUGAAAAAUUGAAAUUCUUUUAUUAGUAGAUGAGUACUUUUGGCUGUAAAUUAUGAUAAACGUUAAAGAAUACUUUGCUGUAAGGAUUCAAGUAUAUUUGUAAGAUUGAUGAUGUUGUACAUUUGGAAAAGACAUUUUUGAAUGGCAUUAUUGAUAAAUAAUAUAAUAAAGUAUUUACUUAUUGCUAUGGUGUAAAA